AUGUCUUUGCAUCUUUACCCUACGAUUCAUGACAUGGCUACGAUUGAGUUGCCCUGGGUACUCGCUCCCCCUAUACUGAUACACGCUCUGGCUGUCCCGGCCAUUGUUGUGGCCAGUUUCCAGUCUCUUAACUUUUGGCGUGCUGUCUCUGUCUUGUCAGCUCAAGAUGCCUUCCCAGAAGAGACGCCGCCCGCUUGGUCAAUCACGAAGACGUCUUUCAGCAACUGGCGCGCACAGCAGCCUCCGCUCGGUGCAACGACCAAAAAGGUCAUUCUCUUUGCGGUCUGUUUUGCUUUGAUCGUAGCUCUACAGUGUACAAUCACAGUCAUCAGUGUCAACAAUAUCACGAUCCAAACAGUGCUGAAAUGUGUUGUCUUCUUGAUUCUAACUGUCGCUUGCGCACCCUCUAUUUAUUACGGCAUAUUGAACAUCAUAAAGCCCUUGACCAUGCAGGUCCGCUACACCCGCAAAACUCCUGGUGCUCCCAUUUGCCUCGAAAGAAUACCGAUUGGAGACGCCAAGGCUGGGGCCUACCAGGAGAUGUUACGAGCGGGCUUCUCCUUUGUCGCAUCCGUUGGUGCUAUGGUCCUGACGGCCUAUGGCUUUACCGCGCACUUGCCAAUCGUGGCAGGCGCUUCGGUCGUGACAUUUGUUGCCAAUCACUAUCACCCUCGCAUGAGCAUCCAAAGCGUUAUCUUCGCUCUCUUCGGUUCCAUAGCUUUUUGUGCCACCAUGGUGGGCAUUGGUCAGAUGAGAGAGAGUUAUUCUGGAAGUGAAGAGGCGGGAAAGGAUACAUCAUCGGACGAUGCCGCAAGCACCUGGCCAGUGGUUAACCUCAUGUUCACGCUCCUGUCUGCGUCCGCAAUCGUGAUGCCAGGCGCACUUAUUGCCAUGACCCUUCGAUUCGAACAUUCCCAAGCUGCCGGGAGUGUUGAGCGCCCUUCAAACGUCUCCAGCGAAGCGCAACUCUGCGUGCCCUUCGACUAUCCGAAAUUCCCUUGCCCCAUCUUUCUCACUUCCAUCGCCUCUCUAUUCCUCAGUCUUACUGCCAUGGAUAUCGUCGUGGCUCAAUACGGGGGUGAUGCGGUGUUUGUGCCAAUAACCCCGGCGGCCGCUGGUAUAACAGUGCCUGUGGUUUCUGCGUGCACAGCAUUAGCUGCUGCUCAUCAAGGGGUACUGAUACAGUGGUGGCGCUAUAGUGAGACGUGGGUCCCGCAGAACAACGACGAUAUUGAGCAGGCGCCAUAG
Cryptococcus amylolentus CBS 6039 is the source of this 1248-nucleotide messenger RNA. RefSeq lists its product as hypothetical. The transcript has 6 exons. The record is from RefSeq and is a predicted model, not a curated record. Bases 1 to 1248 code for a protein of 415 amino acids. NCBI's taxonomy places the organism in Eukaryota, Fungi, Basidiomycota, Tremellomycetes, Tremellales, Cryptococcaceae.